Molecule: messenger RNA, 627 nt
Organism: Dendronephthya gigantea
Lineage: Eukaryota; Metazoa; Cnidaria; Anthozoa; Malacalcyonacea; Nephtheidae
Exons: 4
Coding region: 13-627 (204 amino acids)
Source: RefSeq, a predicted model, not a curated record
UGUAAAUAAAACAUGGCGUCUGUUGCUAGGGGGAUUUUCGAUACCAUAUUUCUCUUCAAUAUUCUUAUUUUCAAUUCAAACGCAGAUGCUCGUUAUCCACCAAUUAAACCAAAACGAAUUGAGAUCUCGUACCAUUGGGAGAAAGAUGGUACCAGCUAUCAGGACAAGAAGACUGACAAACUUGUCGUCAAACAAGGUGCAAACAAUCUUCGUUUGCUCUGUAAGGUUGACCCACCAUUACCUGAAACAGAAGAACAUUUUGCAUUGAGGAACCAUUUGAUUAGGUUUGAGAAAAUCUAUCCAGAACAUUAUGUUUUAACUGGGCUGAGAUUUUGGACUGAUGACCAGCAGCGCACAGCGAUAUCUCUUGAAGUUGAAAGUGUUGAACUAUUUGGGACCUAUGUCUGUGUUUAUGGAGAAAUGAGAAAGACUGUUGAUAUUCUGGCGGACAAUGAACAAUUAAUCAAAAGUUUACCUCCACCAACAACCUUGGAACAUAUCAUUUCAUCCACGUUUAUUAGGAAAAAUUUAAUGGAGAAUAUUCAAUCAAAUAAUACAGAUUAUUAUGUCGAAAAACCAGAAUUCAAUUGCGAAGUAAAGAAAUCUGGAAUUGUGCAAAUCUUUUAA